Molecule: messenger RNA, 279 nt
Organism: Trichoderma asperellum CBS 433.97
Lineage: Eukaryota; Fungi; Ascomycota; Sordariomycetes; Hypocreales; Hypocreaceae
Source: RefSeq, a predicted model, not a curated record
CCUAAUGCGAAGGAUCGAAUGAAUCAGACACCUUUACAAUGGGCUGCGAAUGGAGGCCAUUUAAAAACAGUGAAAAUGUUACUUGUCAAAGGAGCGAACCCAAAUUAUAAGAACGAUAAACAUCAAACACCAUUGCUAUAUGCUGUGAAGGAAGGCCACACAGAUAUAGUAAGACUGUUACUGGAGAAAGAAGCAGACCCGAACUGCAAGGAUAUCAAACAUCGGACACCCUUGCUAUAUGCUGUAAAGGAAGGCUACACAAAUAUAGUAAGACUGUUA